Falco peregrinus (peregrine falcon) is the source of this 5407-nucleotide messenger RNA. RefSeq names its product inositol hexakisphosphate kinase 1 (gene IP6K1). The transcript is spliced from 5 exons. Gene Ontology annotation, cellular component: nucleus; cytoplasm. Gene Ontology annotation, biological process: phosphatidylinositol phosphate biosynthetic process; inositol phosphate biosynthetic process. NCBI's taxonomy places the organism in Eukaryota, Metazoa, Chordata, Aves, Falconiformes, Falconidae. Gene Ontology annotation, molecular function: inositol hexakisphosphate kinase activity. The record is from RefSeq and is a predicted model, not a curated record. Bases 2296 to 3282 code for a protein of 328 amino acids.
GGUGUCAUUCCAGGGAGCAGUUACAUGCUUCAAAAACCUGCCCUGUCGUUUUCCUGAGCUACUGAUGUCUACUGUCUUCUGGUGUCGUUUCAUUUGUUGUUUUUAAUGCUCUUUGGCAGGCUAGCAAUUUGAUAGGAACACUUGCAAAAGAGAAGUCUUUUUCUGUAGGCAUGCAGAGUUCCUCUUUCUAGACAGAGAAUAUGCAGUGUGACAGUUGUAGUCUGAAGGUUAAAGUUGUGGACGUGUAACUGAUGUAAUUCUACUAGCAAGUUAUUGUCAAUUGCAGCCUUGACCUUGAGCAAAUGAAGCUAGAUCAUAUACUGAAUGUUUGCGCAUUCCAGUCCCACAAUUUAUUGCUUCCUCAUCCUAUCUCUUUUAUGGGCCCAUAUCAGAAAGCUGCUGAAGCAGGAAGCAUUGCUUUCCCAGUGCUGAGAUGGAGCCUUGUCCCCAGCCGCUUUGAAGGAAUGGAAUUUUCCAGUGUCUGUAUCGUUGCAGGAGGUUGGCAGCUCAUCCGUACCUUUCAGAAGCUUGAUAUGGUUUCGACCAUGUGUGUUUUAGGAUGGUGACACUGGCAGUUAGCGUUCUAGGGGGACUCAGCUUUCUUACUGCCUCUGCUUCUUAGUCACCAUGUGGCAUUGAGAAGACAGUGCUUCAGACAGCUGGGACCACCGUCUGUUCAGGGUCUUGCCGUUUGAUCUGGCUGCAGCCUGAAGGUCUUGAAGCAGUGUCAGCUUACCUAUCUGUGUCUGUAUGCAGGUCAUGAAUGAAAGAACAAUCUCAGACAGAUGGGUCCUCUUGUACCCUGAAGCCACUCUGGAGCCAUACGGUGCUCUAGUGACCCAUCAGAAAUCUCAGCUGAAGGCUGUGCAGUUACUAGAACAGAUACGGUGUCAGCCUUUCCUUGGGAUGUGUUUAAAACUGAUAAAGCUGGUAGUCCAGAUGGAGACACAUCUUCUUGAAGUCAGAUGCUUCUGGUAACCUAAAGGCAGGGGGGCGUGCACCUCCACCCUAGUGUGGGAUCUCAUCUGAGAGUCCCAUGCAGUUUCCUGAUAGUCCCAGAAGUUGUUCUUACUGAUCUGGGGGAGGGGAAUAUUGGGGAUGGUAUUUCCUGUCUGAGCACACUGAUGUUACUUUUAAGAUUGCCCUUUCACGGAGAUAUCUUGAGAAGCACGUCCAGGCAGGCAGAGCACGUUUGGUAGCAUUUAUGUAGUGACGUGCUGGAGUCUUGAACUGCUCUGAAGUUGUGUCAAGUCACCUGAACCUUGGAAGUAUUAUCAUGUGUAGAUAAGGAAAAAGAAAGGACGGUAACAUGAUGGCCUACAUCAACUGAGCAGUGCAAGGUUUCCUCAUGGUUGUGAUGAAUAAUUUGAUUUGGUACAUCUAGCAUCUGAUACUCCUGGCAACUGUUCAAUACUGGUGACAGGCUAAUGAAAGAUUGUUGUCAUUGUAAGUUAGGAGAUGACCCAAUAGUCUCAUUUUCAGGACUGGGGAAGUCCCAAAAAUGCAGAUGCCAGCCCUAAGUAGAAGUGUUAGCUGUCCUGCUUUGUGGCCGGCCAGCUAGGUACAUUCAGAGUCUGCUGUGGAAGAUCUGUACCUUCCCUUGGACUAUGGUGCUUUUCAAGAGCCUUCAGAAGUCAAAACUGGACAGGAUGCAAAUGGUCCUGCUUGUCUGCACCUGGCUGAGGUAGUUUUAUUUCCAGACCCCUGGGACCUUGCAAAUCCCUUUUCUGUGAAACUGGCUGACUUGUGGUAAGUGGUGAGUGUCACCUCAGCCUUGGAGCUGUGUACUUCAUUGCUCAGAUGCUGGAGAGCCCCUUUAGCCCAGGAAGCACGCUCCUCUUUGGCCGGUAACAACCUUGCCAACAGCAGGAAUGCUUCUGCAGGACAUAGAUCCUUACCCAAAUGAACUAGGUAUGUAUUUCGUACGCUUUGCCCCCCUCAACAUCUUGGUAGACUGUGCUUGACUUUCUCCAGUUUGGCGAUGUUUGCUGAAGGACUGAAGGGAAGGAAAUACACCCCUCAGCCUACCAGCUGCUCUUUUGUCCUUCAUUUCCUGUGGGUGGCAGAGCUUCCCCUGCUGCUGCCGACUGUUCACUCAGGUAGUGACGCAGAGCACUGUUUGGGGGAUUUCUCCUCCGUGCUGUGCUAACAACAUGUGUGUUCUUGUAGUCUUACUGCUCUGGAUUUGCUUUUCUGCUUUGUGUGGUAUCUGUGUGUUUUGAGGGGGACAGCGACGGCUACAUUAACCUGGUGGCCUAUCCCUACGUGGAGAAUGAGGCUCUGGAGCAGGAUGAUAUGCCAGAGAGGGACCAGCCACGACGCAAGCACUCACGUCGGAGCCUUCACAGAUCAAGCAGCGGCACCGAGCACAAGGAGGAAAAGCCUGGCCUGGCCAGUGACAGCACUGAAAGCAGCAUCCAGGAAAUGAAGAGUCCCAGGGUGGACUUGCACAUCCAUUCAGAUGUUCCAUUUCAGAUGUUGGACGGGAACAGCGGUCUGAGCUCUGAAAAGAUCAGCUAUAACCCCUGGAGCCUGCGCUGUCAUAAGCAGCAGCUGAGCCGCAUGCGAUCAGAGUCCAAGGACCGAAAACUCUACAAGUUCCUUUUGCUGGAGAACGUGGUGCAUCACUUCAAACUUCCCUGUGUACUUGAUCUGAAGAUGGGGACCAGGCAGCAUGGAGAUGAUGCAUCUGAGGAGAAGGCCGCUCGGCAGAUGAAGAAGUGUGAACAGAGCACUUCGGCCACCUUGGGUGUGCGCGUGUGUGGGAUGCAGGUCUAUCAGCUGGAUACAGGGCAUUACUUAUGCAGGAAUAAAUACUAUGGACGCGGUCUUUCCAUUGAGGGCUUCCGCAAUGCCCUCUACCAGUAUCUCCACAAUGGCAUUGAGCUGCGCAAGGACCUCUUUGAGCCUGUCCUCGCCAAACUGCAAAGCCUGAAGGCGGUUUUGGAGAGACAGGCCUCCUACCGCUUCUACUCCAGCUCCCUUCUCAUCAUUUACGAUGGGAAGGACAGCAGGGCAGGGAUGUUUGUGGAGCGCCGGCCAGAGAUGCGCCUGAAGCGGGUUGACAGCUCUCUCCCAGAGAGCCUUCAGGAUGGUGGCAGCAUGGAGCCCAGCUCCUCAGCCCAGCCUAAGGUGGACGUGCGUAUGAUUGACUUUGCACAUAGCACGUUCAAAGGCUUUCGCGAUGACCCCACUGUGCAUGACGGACCUGACAUGGGUUAUGUGUUCGGGCUGGAAAGCCUUAUCAACAUCAUGGAACAGAUGCGUGAGGAAAACCAGUAGCCCUGGGCUAUGGCCUCUUAUUGUUGUCCUGGUGGCAGGAGCAAGACAAGACCACCUACUACCACAGGAAAAAAGCAGACAACUUCGGUUUUAAACAAUUGUAUUGCUCCAUUGUUUUUAAAUGUACUUGGAUAGAAGAGCUGAGGGGAGGCAGGAUGGAAGAGCUCCUCAUGCCAACGAGAUGGUUCUGACCACGCUAGCUCUGCUUUCUGGAGGAGGCUCUGUAGAUGCCUGCUAGGUGUUGGGUGUCCCAGUUCUUUGCUCGUGGCAUGUGCAUUCUGGAGGGAGGACCUGGACACAGGGAAGAGAAAGCUCUUCAAGGGGCUGGAGCUGUGGUGGGAGGAGCCUCCUGCCUCAGGAGCCCCGGGGAGAGCCUUCCCUUGGAAAUUCUCCUGAGCCAUUUGGAAAGGGCCCUUGACUAACAGUUGGCAGUGUCUGUGGGGCUGAUGGUGAGCAGCACGGGUGCUGAUCCCUGCGUUUGUCGCUGGCUCUGCCCUGGGGUUUGCUGAUGGGGCUUUGCUUUUGAUGCUGCCUUUUUCUGCUGUUUGGGCACUGUGACUCGCCAACCCAAAUACGGAAAUAAAAUGACCAAAUGCACCCCCUGGCAGAGCUGCGGCCGGGAGGGAAUGCCGCACCCCUGGAGUUGUGCUCGAGCCUGGGGCCUGCUUGCUCCCCGAGGGGCUGGAACGGGCAGGCCUGCGUACAGGCGGGCGGGGGGCUCUGUGAGAGUAUCUCUGCCCUGGACCACUGACCAAGCAAGAACUCAGCUCGUGGGCUAGCAAUAGUAUCUGUAGCAGUUAAUGUGACCCCAGCUGUGCAGCGGGGCGUUUCGGGCCAUUUCAACCCUUCCUGUCGUGUAACAUUGGUCCCACAGGUUGUAUGCGAGUAUGUCCCUCCGGCACAAGGCUGCCCUCCUCCCCCCGGCGGGGCCUCUGCCCUGCUGCCCCUGCUUUUCUGGCAGGUCCAUGCAUGGGGAUGGUGGAAGAGGAGGCCGAAGAUUAGGGCUGACCUCUCUGAGGGUCUCCAGGGGGGCAGGUAAGGGGGGACCUGGCUGAGUGGUGAGUGCCCUCACCUGAGUGCUUAGCUGUGCUUCCACAGAUAAAUGACCAGUUUGUGGAUGAAAACAGCCAGCGGGGAUGUGCUCCGCUGGCUGGGUUCCAUCUCUGAGCUGGCGCUUUACCCAUGGCUUCCCUUGAUGAGGGCAUUAAUGUUUGAUACUGUGGCCUGGUGGUACUCUGCAUCACCCCCUGUGUUUCUGUGCUGGGACCCCCGAUUGCUCCUUUCCUCAUGUCACUGACUUGUUCCAUGGCACUACCGUUACCCUGGCUGCCUGAGAAACUGCCUGGGUACCUGCCAGGCCAGGGUGGGGGUUAUUGUUUGUUUGUUUGAAACUUCAGGAAAGCUUGUUUGGCGAAUACUCGCAUGUAGCAUGUGUGCCAAUUCGGUUUGUGCACAGUCUGCUUGGAAGGCGUUGGUGCUGGGCUGGGGGCCAGCUGUGGCUGCAGCAGCGGGUGCAGGUCUGUGGCACUGGGUGGGGAAGGGGGCAGGGAACGUGCCGGCUUUGUCCUGAGCUACACCUCUUCCAGGCUCCCAGCUACUCAAACACUUGCUGAAGCCACCGCUCCUCUCUGGCGCUUUAUGGACCAGGACCUUUAUUCAUGCCACCCUGCCCUGGGUUACUUUUUCAUUGCUUCUGCGAGUCGCUGCCCUGCCAGGCAGGGUUUGGGAUUUUCAGGGAACAGGUUUGCAGGAGGGAGCGAGGCUGGCCCAGCCGCUGUGUUACCCUGCCUGGCCCUGGCCCAGCGCAGCCCACCCUCUGCAUGCCCUGGGCCCCAGCGGGCUGCGCUCGGGCAGGUGCAGGACCCUUCCUCGGGCAGCUCAGCACCCCCCGCCGCGCUGACUCCGUCCAUGCCCCUUCCUCGCUCGGCCAGGUGCAGGCAGGGCUGAGGGGCGAGGGAGGGGGCGAGGGGCCCGUGCCCCCUGCCAGCCGCCUCUCCCCUUGGGACCGUCGUCGUGGGACUCCACAGCUUGUACAUAGCCUUGACCCCCGUUUGUUUUUACAUGAAUAAUCACCCUGUUUGUGCUUCACAGAGAACCAAAAACCAUUAAAGGAUCUGUUUUUGUC